Molecule: messenger RNA, 3663 nt
Organism: Metarhizium acridum CQMa 102
Lineage: Eukaryota; Fungi; Ascomycota; Sordariomycetes; Hypocreales; Clavicipitaceae
Product: DNA mismatch repair protein msh6
Biological process (GO): mismatch repair
Cellular component (GO): MutSalpha complex; nucleus
Molecular function (GO): ATP-dependent DNA damage sensor activity; ATP binding; mismatched DNA binding
Source: RefSeq, a predicted model, not a curated record
AUGGCUGGCGAUAAGGCUAGCUCGAGCACGGCUCGCACACCCGCGAAGCCGGCACCCAAGCCAACUAGCUCUGCCUCUGCAUCAGCAAAGCAGCGCUCCAUCAUGAGCUUCUUCCAGAAGUCGUCACCCGUCGCCAGAUCCUCGCCUGCCGCUCGUGAAAAGGUCUCCCCCGAUCCUCAACAUUCUUCAUGUCUGCAAGAGACCACCAAAGCCAACUCUCUGCCCAAGCCGAAGCCAUCGACGAAGCUCUCUACGCCCGUCCCUAGCAGCGACGCCAUCGAGCCGCCCAGUUCGCAGGAGAAUGCUGGUUCUGUUUCCGCCACAAAGACUACCAGUCGCAACCUGCUGUCACCAACAACCAUGACUCCACGCACGAGGUCUACAAACGAUGUGACUCCGAAAGCAGUGCAAUGCGGCACUCCAACCCGAAAGACGAAGAAGAUUGUCAGUUAUGCCGAAUCGUCCGAUGAUGAAGAGCCCUUCAAUUAUUCAAGCAGGUCCCAAACUCGGCGUGGUCGAGCUCGUCGGACUGUUAAAGACGAAGAUGAGUUUGACGAAGACGGUGUAGCGUCCCAAGAGGAGGAGGAUGACAUGGGAGAUUUCAUCGCCUCUGAUGACUCCAACGACCUCCCGCGGACCAAGAAGCGAAAGCGCCCUGCAAAAGCUGCGACAGCACGAAAACGAUCCAACGUCUCACCACCCGCAGACACCAGACAAGAAUCUCCGAUCCAUGAUGUAGAUGACGAGCUAAUGACUGACAUUCCUACAACUUCGACCACUUCACAAUGGAAUUAUGAUCCCGAGUCUACUGAGAAGCGACCUGUCGUAACGCCUGCUGAGCGUGCUGCCGCCAAAGACCCCAAACGCAAGGAGAAAGCGCACACAAAAGAGCCCGAAGAUCGCUACCCAUGGCUAGCAAACAUUCGGGACAAGGAGAAGCGUGCUCCUAGCGAUCCAGAGUAUGAUCCCAGAACCAUCUACAUUCCGCCCAUGGCCUGGAACAAGUUUUCGCCCUUUGAAAAGCAGUACUGGGAGAUUAAACAGAACCUGUGGGAUACAAUUGUCUUCUUCAAAAAGGGCAAAUUCUACGAGCUAUAUGAGAACGACGCUACUAUUGGACACCAGGAAUUCGACUUCAAGAUGACUGACAGAGUCAAUAUGAGAAUGGUCGGGGUUCCGGAAAGCUCUUUGGAUCAUUGGGUCAACCAAUUUAUUGCAAAGCAGUACAAGGUUGCGAGAGUCGAUCAAAUGGAGACUAACCUUGGGAAGGAGAUGCGUGAGCGCCAAGAUAGAAGCGGAAAGAAGGCUGACAAAGUCAUUUCCCGCGAACUGUCAUGCGUACUCACUGCCGGUACCCUCGUUGAUGGCAGCAUGCUCCAAGACGACAUGGCUGCGUAUUGUGUUGCAAUCAAGGAGUCAGUGGUCGAUGACUUGCCUGCAUUUGGCAUUGCCUUUGCAGACACUGCCACAGGGCGUUUCCAGCUAUCAGGGUUUACUGACGAUGUUGACCUCACAAAGUUUGAGACCUUUGUUGCGCAGAUCGCCCCCCGUGAACUUUUGAUUGAGAAGUCCCAUCUCUCUACUAGAGCGUUGCGGAUUCUCAAAAACAAUACCAGCCCAACCACGAUUUGGACACACUUGAAGCCUGGGUCCGAAUUCUGGGACGCAGAUACUUCCAGGCGAGAACUGAAGUGUGGCAACUACUUCACCACUCAAGAGGGUGAAGAUGAUGUUUGGCCAGAAGUUCUGCAGCAGUACAAGGACGAUGACUUGGUCAUGUCUGCCGUGGGAGCGUUGGUGUCAUACCUAAAGUUCCUACAGUUGGAGCGACCACUUCUUUCUCAAGGAAACUUUGAGAAGUAUAGCCCGAUUCAAAAGAAUGGAACCCUGGUUCUGGACGGACAGACUCUGGUGAACCUAGAGCUGUUUUCAAAUACGUCGAAUGGUAGUUCUGAGGGAACUUUAUUCAGCCUACUUAACAAGUGCAUAACUCCCUUUGGAAAACGACUAUUCCGCCAAUGGGUAGCUCAUCCUUUAUGCGACAUUCAACGGAUCAAUGAGCGAUUGGAUGCAGUGGACAUGUUGAAUGCCGAUCCCACGGUUCGCGAACAGUUUGCAUCCCAGCUCGUUAAGAUGCCAGAUUUGGAGCGACUCAUCUCCCGAAUUCACGCUGGGGCUUGCAAACCGGAAGACUUCGUACGAGUGCUAGAAGGGUUCGAGCAAAUAGAAUUCACUAUGGGCCUUCUCCAAGCAUUCAAAGGAGGAAACGGCCUCGUUGACCGACUCAUUUCAUCCAUGCCCAAUCUCGAAGAGCCUUUGACGUACUGGAAGACAGCGUUUGAUCGUCGAAAGGCCAGAGAAGACAAGAUAUUAAUCCCCGCACGCGGUAUUGAACCAGACUUUGACGACAGUUUGAACCAAAUGGAAGAGAUCAAGGACCAGCUGAAUGAUUUGCUGAGCGAGAAGAAGGGAGAACUGAAGUGCAGGACGCUAAAGUUUACCGAUGUCGGCAAGGAGAUCUAUCAAAUCGAAACCCCCAAGAGUGUAAAAGUUCCCUCUAGCUGGCGACAAAUGUCCGCGACAAAGGACGUCAAACGAUGGUACUUCCCACAGCUCACCCAGCUUGUCAGGGAGCUUCAAGAGGCUGAAGAGCUCCAUUCCCAACUUGUCCGAGAAAUCGCGUCGCGGUUGUUCCAAAAGUUUGACGUUGACUACAAUACCUGGCUGCUUGCGAUUAAGAUUGUGGCGCAAUUGGAUUGUCUGGUCAGUUUGGCCAAGGCCUCGAAUGCUCUGGGGCAGCCAUCGUGCAGACCCCAAUUCGUCGAUGAGGAGCGCAGCUUUGUUGAUUUCGAAGAGCUGCGGCAUCCAUGCAUGAUCAACGCUGUUGAUGAUUUUAUCCCUAACGAUGUUAAACUGGGUGGCGACCAAGCCAAAAUCAACCUGUUGACUGGUGCUAAUGCGGCCGGAAAGUCGACCGUACUGCGAAUGUCCUGCGUGGCUGUGAUCAUGGCGCAGAUUGGAUGCUAUGUUCCAGCGGUGUCUGCUCGCCUUACUCCUGUCGAUCGUAUCAUGUCCCGUCUGGGAGCCAACGACAACAUUUUCGCCGCACAGUCUACCUUUUUCGUAGAGCUUUCGGAAACCAAGAAGAUUCUAUCAGAAGCUACUCCACGCUCACUUGUGAUUCUUGAUGAACUUGGUAGAGGAACAAGUUCUUACGAUGGUGUUGCCGUUGCCCAGGCCGUGCUGCAUCAUGUCGCAACUCACAUUGGAUGCGUGGGCUUCUUCGCCACUCACUAUCAUUCCUUGGCUACCGAGUUUGAGAAUCACCCCGAAAUUAGAGCAAGGCGAAUGCAAAUUCAUGUAGACGAUGCAGAACGAAAGGUAACAUUUUUGUAUAAGCUCGAGGAUGGGGUUGCUGAGGGAAGUUUUGGUAUGCACUGCGCGGCCAUGUGUGGCAUUUCCGAUCGGGUCAUUGAGAGAGCAGAGGUUGCUGCCAGGGAUUGGGAGCACACCAGCCGUUUAAAGGAGAGCCUGGAGAAGGCAAAGACCGGCUGCUACAUUCCGCUGGGAAUUCUGAGCGAUAUUGGUAGUCUCUUGGGGGGAAAAGGGGAUAUCGGCGAUAAAGGCGUUGAUGUGCUUCUGAAAGCUGUCGAAUGUCUGUGA